AAUGCUGGUUCGGCAGGAACCACGUGACCAAGCGAUGUCCGCGGGCCGACGAACGGGAGCUAAAUGCAGUUGGGCCAUAGCCUUGUAAGCCUCAACCACCCUUCCAGGCAAUGAGUUCCAGAUACCCACCACUCCGUGGAUGGAAAAGAAAUUCUCACAUCCUUCUUAAUCUCCUGGUCCCCUACUUUAAAUUUAUUCCCCUGGCCAUUGAUCCCUUCAUCAAGGAGGAACAUUCCUUCCUGUACAUCCCCACCUCCGGGACAUCUCUGCUUCAAGACUCCUCAAAGGAAAAUUGUGAUCACCUGGCAGUCGUGUCACUCCAGCUGAUCUACAGAACAGUGGCUGAAGUCAAAGUGUUCUAGAGCAUCUGUAACUAAGAAAACGUCUAUUUCUCUAAGUAUUCAAACAUGGGUGACAUGAAGACCCCAGAUUUUGAUGACCUCCUAGCUGCUUUUGACAUUCCCGAUCCAGACCUCGAUGCCAAGGAGGCUAUCCAGUCAAGCAGUGAGGAAGCAGAAAGUCAUUUGAAGCAAGGUGGUAUGGGUAUAGAUGAGUUGUCUAUGCACCACCCCAUACCUGACGUCCCAGUGGUGAGCGUUAUUGUUAAGAACACCAGCCGACAAGACUCCUUUGAUUCCAUCACUGAGAAGGAUGGCCACCAACUUGGGCAUAAUUUGCUUCAAAACGGGUUUCGGAAUUCUGAUAUUGCCUCUGAUACCCAUAGUAUUGGAAAUAGUUACAGCAAGAUGGUCACUGCUUUCAUUAAUGGAGAUAGUUCCAGAAGCUACUCUGAUAAAUUUGACACACCAAGGUCAGAAGCUCUACCAGCAUUCAGUCAGUUUAGUCCUAUUUCUAGCCCAGAGCCGGAAGAGACCAUUCAGGAUGCUCAUGUUGUGGAUAGCAUUAAAAGAGAUGAGCGACCUUACCUUGGUUCUGUUGGCCUGUAUGUUUCUACAGCAAAUUCUUUGAUGGACAGGACAAGGGAACGACCUGAACAAGCUGUGACUGAGCUGAGUAUGUUUGAUGAAUAUUCUAAAAAACGAGAGAAAGCAAAUGAGAUUAGAAACUGUAACAUGAAGGAUGCCAGCUUGGGGCCGAGGACAAACUCAAUAAAUAUAUCUGAAGGUGCAGAGAAAAACGACAAGGACUUUGAUAAAAGCAGCAGUUUGUUUGACAGCUUACAGCCGUCAAGUGAUCUCCAUAAUAAUAGCAUAGAAGAGCCAAAGAGCAGCAGUGUUCCAGAGAUGAGCUUGUGCUCUUCUGUCCCACCUCGGCAGCGUUUAAAAUCAGAUCAUUCAAAGCUGUCUUCUUGCUUAGCAGCAUUAGUAGCUCUUAAUGCCAAAAAGACAUCAGAAUUCCCAAAGGAAGAACAAAAAGAAAACUUUAAAGAAUCCUUGUUGGCUUUGAAAGAUGGGAUCAAGGGCAGCCCCAAAAUGGCAAAGUCACCAAAGAGUCCAAGAAGUCCAAUGGAGGGAGUGAAGAAAAUCAUAAACAAACAGCCUGAUAGCCCAAGGAGUGUGUCCAGUGACUAUAGUGGCAAAGGCUCCCCCUACGUUGCAACAGGUUCACCACCAGCCAUCCCGAAAGUAAGAAUCAAAACCAUUAAAACUUCCUCUGGUGAAAUUACCAGGACUGUGACCAGAAUAAUGCCAGAUUCCGAACAAAGUGAGUCAAGGAGUUCACCAGAACAGUCGCUGACUGAAAUGGCUUUCACUGAGGAGUUAAAUUUAAGAUCUAGCCCUGUGACCAUUUCAUCAUCACAGACCCAUACUUCAACAACAGUGGAGAAUGGAAAGAAGCAAAUGUCAGCCAGAAACAUGGCUAAUGCAGUCAGUUCUUUAGCUGGUAUUCCUGUCAAAGGACCUGAAAACAUAGAUGACAACAGCAACUCGAAAGCCAUCGCUGUAACAAAUGUACUAGCUGAAGAUGCCCACAGUGUCACCAUGAAGGUUGCUGGCACAGCCCAACAUAAACAGGCUGCAUCAAAGCACUCAUCUAAUAUCUCUAGUACAAGUCUUCUGCCAAAAGCUGUUCACCUGGCAAGCCUUAACUUGGUUCCACACAGUGUUGCAGCAACUGCUACUGCAAAGUCCAGUACUUUGCGGCAGAGCCAACAAAAGAUUGCCACUCAGGUGGUAACAGUGCCACUGGUACAACAAGUCAAGAAUACAGUUCCACAACAUAAUGAAUCUCCUACUUCAAAUCAGAACAUUGUUGUUGAAGCUUUUAACAAACUGUUAAAUAGUACAAAUCCUGUGCCAAUCUAUGCGCCAAACCUUAAACCGCCUGCAAAUAGUAAUGUAACCAUGCCAGCUCGUGGCUAUCGUUGUUUGGAAUGUGGAGAUGCAUUUGCUCUAGAAAAGAGCUUAUCACAGCAUUAUGAGAGGCGAAGUGUCCACAUUGAGGUGAUGUGCAGUCAUUGUUCCAAAAUGAUGGUCUUCUUCAACAAGUGCAGUUUGCUUUUGCAUGCACGGGAGCACAAAGGCAAAGGUGCAGUUAUGCAAUGCACUCAGUUACAGAUGAAACCCAUCCCUUCAGACCAAAUGUUUUCAACUACCCCAGUGACAUCUUCUGUUCCGUCUGGUCCUCCUGCCCAGGCUGCGACUUCUGCCCAAACUGUUGGGAGUUUAACAGUAAUUGGGGUUGACAACCCACCUUUCACUCAUCCUGCCAUGCCUCUGCGCUGUGAUUCACUUCGAUUAAUACGCCAUGGCUUAAAAUGUCUUGAAUGCUAUCAGCAGUUCCAGGAUUACAAUAAUCUUGCGGGGCAUUACCAGCAGAUGACAGAUGAUGCUGAUGCACCGAGUUGCCGAGUCUGCCAGAUGAUGCUGCCCAACAAAUGCAGUUAUGCCGCUCACCUCCGCAUCCACGCACACAAGUCCCCUUAUUGUUGUCCAGAGUGUGGUGCAGUAUGCCGUUCAGCUGAUUUUCAAACUCACAUCAAGGAAAGGUGCCUACACUAUGCACGGACAGUAGUGUAUAGGUGCGUGCACUGUGGAAUCAUCUUUAGUGAUUCGAAUACACUCAAGAGUCACCUUCAAGGCACCCACUGCGAAUUUUUCCACAAGUGCACAAUUUGUCCCAUGGCCUUCAAGUCAUCCCAAAGUGCCAGCUCUCAUUACAGCUCUCAACAUCCGUUAGUUAAACACUGGCAAUCUGAAGUCAUCUUAAAGUGUUCAAUGUGCGAAACUGUAUUCAACCAGCGAGCUUUGUUACAUAAACACUUGGAACAGCACAAAAACAAGUUGAGAGUGUGUGUGUACAAGUGUCCUGUGUGUAAACUGCUCUACAUGCACAAACAACUGAUGAUGGAGCACUUCAAGGAUGUUCACAACAAUGCACAAACCAUUGACAAGCCUCCAAGCCCCCUGUCUCCCUCCAAGGACAUAUCCAGUGACCAGAAAGCAUCUACAGUGCAAGUAGCUGCUAAUGGUGUCACCUCCAACAGUUUGAACAACGACAAAAAGGAUGAAGCUAUUGUGGAGAAGUCUGAAACGCGACCAAAAGUUAGGAGGCCUGGCUGGACGUGUGCCGAAUGUCUGCAAUGGUUUCCAGAGAGAGAGCUCUAUGUAUCUCAUAUGAAGAGAAGUCACGGAAAGUCUAUGAAGAGGUAUCCAUGUCGACAGUGCGACCGCUCCUUUAACUCCUCUCUCAGCCUACGGAGACAUAUCCGAGUUAACCAUGAUGGUGUCAAGAGAACCUACACUUGUUGGUACUGCACAGAUGAAAAGCACUUUUUUGCUAAGCGCUUCAUGCUGGAGAAACACAUCAACCUAAUGCAUGGCAUUAAGAAUCCAGACUUCAGCCAGAUGCCAAAAGCUGUGCACACGCGCACAGACACAACAGUGGAGGACUUGCCUGGCAAGCGAAUGGCUAGUGACUCAGAAGUGGGUGAGCUAGCCAGUUCCGACAUCUUGGCAUCACUUCCUAAGAAGCUGAAGGUCACAGUGUUCAAGCAAUACAGAUGUUCCAUAUGUGGCUACAUGACCAAGAGCGAAGCUGACUUUCGGCAGCACAUACCUCAGCAUAAGUCUGAUGGUUCCACCUUUCAGUGUUCCCAGUGUGGGCUCUGUUAUACAUCUCCACUCUCUCUGAAUAGACACCUCUACAUUGUCCACAAACUCAAGGAACCUGAGAAGGUUCAUGCAGCCGAUGUGGUUCGUGAAAAUGGACAAGAUGAACACAACAGGGAGUCAAACACUACAUCAGAGGAGGACAUCGAUCUUCAGUGCCAGGUCUGCAAAGAUGUUUUUGACAGUGAGAUGGCGUUGAGCGCUCAUGUACGGACUCAUGGGAUGAGGUUUAUACUAUCCAAGCAGAAUGGAGGAUCGGAACAGUGACUGCACCGACACUAAGGGGAGACUUAAUAAUCCAUCUCCAUCGUGAAUGAGUCAUGCGGUGACCUCCUGAGAUAAACUUGCGUUCAUUGAUACAUUACACAGCAACCUGUAGACAAGUGAAGGAAAGUGGUACUUAUUCAAUGUUAUCAGACAAGCUUCUCCCUGUCCUUGUAAAGCUCUAUGGAAAUGAAAUAAGUGUUGCUUCAGGAACCACCAUCCUGAAAACGCUAUCUUUUAUUCCUUUUUCUUGCUGGUAUUGAACAGUAGAUUUUAUAUUUUCUAUCACCCGAUGCACAAGCAGAACCUCACAGAGAAAGCAAGCCAAAGAUGCUUUCUUGCACCCUCCAGCCCUUAACGCCCUCAAACAUUUGUGACACGUUUUUACUUGUUAUGUGGUUUUGCACUUGCGUGUCUCAGGCCAGCUUCCACUUAAACUCCGCCAUGGUCUUGGGUAGCUCAGAAGCUAUAAUUAAAGUGAGCAGAAUCAUGUCCGACUGCUUUUGUGUUGGACUGUCAGAAUUGGGAAUCAAAGGUUCUGUGCUUUUAUCUUUGAAGCAAAUGAAGUGACUCCAAAUGAAUGAAUGCUCCCUUUUUAAAAGAAAAAAUAUUGACAUUUGAUAUGCAUGCAAAAUGGAGUCACAACAUUGAAGUAGCUUAUCUUAAAUGUCUUGUCUACCCAACCCUUGUUUAGAAGUAAGUAUACUGAGUGUAACUCUGCAAUCAGUGGUGAUGUCCUUUCUUGUCACCCUUUUCCUUUUGUGUGUUUUGUUGGGCUGGCAACCUCUGGGGUUAAUGUUUUUCCUCCUUUGUAACUUUUUGGGUUUGUUUCCUCUGUGUGCCUGUUGCCCUAGUGACGAAGCACAGCAUCAUUCCACUCAGACCAUCCUCUUGAGUGCUCUUGUUGUAGUGAAUAACAUAGGCAUGGUGAAUUACGUCUGACAGUUACUCACUAAACUCCUACUUAAAAAUCACUUCACUGACUUUGUUUCCAUCUUGAAGGUCCAGAGCUCAUACGUUGCACCCCUAUAACACAAUGCGAAAAGCAUUACUCAAAAAUGAGUCGUGCAGUAUUUUAACAGACAUUUGAGGAUGGUUCAAGAUUAUAUCACUGUAGGUGUAACAAAUCCUAUAAAAUCACACUUUGAUGUUAAACUGGAGGCAAAGCUACUUUAGACUUACAGCACAGAAACAGACCCUUUGGCCCAUUAAGUCAGUACUGGCGCCUUUACCUGCAUGAGCCAUCUAACCUAACCUAGUAGAAGUUUGAACAUAACUGCAGACCCAUUGGUUUUUCUCCCAUUCCUGAGGGAGUGCUAUGUUUUGUGGAUGGAGAAGGCAAUGGAGCACUGUUUGGGGAGUGGCUCUCUGUGUGUUAUGUGUAGCAUGAGACCCUAAAGCUCCUCAUAAAGACCAGGUGACCUCUUCAGAAUGGCUCGAAUUUGCCCAAAAGUUCCAAAAGUGGGGGCACAGCUAAGAAGUGAGAGGAAAAACUAGUGUAACAUUCACAGCUUUUACAAAGAAAAAAAACACAGCAUAUUGGAAUCAAAAUUGGAAAGAUUGGACUAAUGUUGGACUUUGGUCUUUGUUUACUGAGGGCAAGCUGGUUAAGCAUAAUUUCAAUAAUGCAUAUUUCUGAAAUCUGGAAACAUCCCAUUGCUUAUUAAUUUGCAACAACCCUUCAUCAUGUUGAAAGAGUUCCCACAAACUCGGGUCACUAGAAUUUUAAAGUGAGAUUUGAGAUUUUCAUUGUGUCAUGUGAAUGUGUAAUUAAAAUGACUGAAUUACUCCAGGACCAUAAUUUAAUUAUUAUCUUCUGAGAGUGUGCAACACUUGCAUUUUGCCCUAGGAGGAAUUACCUGCCUGACAUUGCUGAUUUGUUGAGCCUAUAGUGGUACCCUGUGCAUCAAACACUGGCAAAGGUACAGGUACCUUACAGAAUCCAUGUCCAGAAUUUGACUGGAUUUUUACAAGGGUUGGAUUCCACACAGACAUCAAUUCAUGGCCAUUGAGCCAAAAUUCCAGUUCUGUUCGCAUUUAGACUCUGUCAGUCAGGUGUUUUGCACCAUUUACUGUUCCAUUGAGAUGUAAGGUGCAAGAUGUUGGCUUUGCAAGGGCAGCAGUUAGUAGCACUGUCUCCAAAUGUGAGAUCUACUUUUAGUUAAAACUAUGUGAUUAGUGAUAACUAUAUCAACUAUUACCCAUUAUUCUGUCUGUUAAACUAAGUCAUCAGGGAAGUUACUCGAGCAUGCAAUAGAUUUCUUAGAAAAAAUGUAUUAGAACAGAAAUUAAUUUUUGACACUGAGUUAGUUAUUUUGAAUUUGUACAUGGCAACAUGGUGGCUCAGUGGUUAGCACUGCUGCCUCACAGUAUCAGGGACCUGGGUUUGAUUCCAGCCUUAGG
Messenger RNA from Chiloscyllium plagiosum (whitespotted bambooshark), 6740 nucleotides. The record is from RefSeq and is a predicted model, not a curated record. NCBI's taxonomy places the organism in Eukaryota, Metazoa, Chordata, Chondrichthyes, Orectolobiformes, Hemiscylliidae.